GUCCUGGAAUGCAUCUUCACAAUUACCUAACAGGGUUUCUUAGUGCUUCUGCACCAUAGCUAAAUAUAUGUAAAGUUACGUAAUGUAGAGGAUUCUGGCCAACGUGAUGUAGCAACUUGCUGAACAAAUCUUCUGGCAUUUUACACAGAUGAUUCACAGUGUCUGGUCCUUUUGGAGCAGGGCGGUGUGGGAGAAAUGCUGGAUAUUAAAAUACUGGAUGAAUAGAUAGAAUCGUAGAGUUGGAAGAGCCCACAAGAGCCAUUCAGUCCAAUCCCCUGCCAUGCAGGAAGGAUAUUGACAAGCUGGAGCGUGUCCAGAGGAGGACAACAAAAAUGGUGAAAGACCCGGAAACCAAGCAUUAUGCGGAGAUGCUUAGAGAGCUGCGUAUGUUUAGCCAGGAGAAAAAAAGUAUCACAUUGUCUGUAGACACACAAAGAGAAAACUUUCCAUAGGUUAAGGAUUCUACGUGACUGAAGACUGAAUAGGAGACUGAAGAAGAGACUUAAAAUUUUCAGGAGUAUGCAAUCUUACUGCAAGCUGAAGUCUUCCACGAGAAGCAUAUCCAAGUGGGUGACCUGCAGCAGCCUCCUCCUCCUUUUGGGUCUACCUCAAUGCUUCUCUCAUCCCACCUAUGAGUGGCAAGACAGCCACACUAACGAGAGACUUGUGUGUGAGCAGUGCCCACCAGGGACCUGCGUCUCCCAGCAUUGCACCAGGGAAAGUCCGACAAUUUGCAAACAGUGCCCCACACUGCACUACACAGAAUACUGGAAUUACCUCGAAAACUGUCUCUACUGCAACACCUUCUGUAACUUCUUGGAAGAGGAGGCCCAGCCGUGCAACAGCACCCAGAACCGGGUGUGCCAGUGCAAGCCAGGCUAUCACGCGGAGCUGGACUUCUGUAUAGAGCACUCCAGCUGUCCCCCGGGAAGUGGGGUGGCUCAGCUUGGCAACCCACAGCAGGACACUAAAUGCACACAGUGUCCUCAGGGGACCUUCUCCUCCGUUUCCAGCAUGGACCCAUGCAGGACGCACCAGAACUGUUCUGCACAACACUUGGAGGUCAAUGUCCCUGGCAGCCAGUUCCAUGAUACCUUCUGCACUGCUUGCAAUAUCAGCAAAGGCACUGAGACCUCUGAAGGCUCAGAAGAUGGGUCAGGAAGUGAGGAUUGCCAAGAUGCUGUCAUUGACUUUGUGCCAUAUGAAAUCAAGGUGCCCAGGAGGCUGCGUCGCUUGAAACGUAUCCUCAGCGAGAGCUCCCAAGAAUCCAAGAGAGAUAGGAAGAGCCUGGAGGAGCUCCAGAUUGAACUCCACAGCUACCUUGUCCAGCUCAAGAACAUGGAGAAGAAAGAACUGCUGGUGCAGAGGCUCCUGAGAGCUCUCCAGCGUAUGAAACUCCAGCACAUACUACAGAAAAUCCAGAAGCGUUACUCAAUAGCCUUGUGAGAUUAACAGUGCAAUCCUAUACAUGCCUGUUCAGGAGUAAGUACCACUAGUUUCAGUGGGAGUUACUCUCAAGGACAGUGCAUAUAUAGGAUUGCAGCUUAAAUGUGCAGCCUUGGGUUUAGAUGUGGGUUAAUUUAUUUUAACAAACAUGCAAACAAAAGAUACACAGUUAUACUUCAGCAUCUUUGGACUCUUACUAGUUUUUCUUUGGUUCCCUUUCUGGUCUUGGCUAGAACUCAGUGAAAUGGGCUGGGCCCCUUUUGUUCAGUACUUGGACAGGUUUUUUAUUUGGGAUUACAGUUCCCAGAACCUGCAGCCACUGAAAAUUUUGAGUGUUUUUUAAUAAAAAAAGGAGGGGGCCUUUCUUUUGGCUUUGUUCAUUUCAAGGCAACAAAGGGAUUUAUUAAAAAUAGUAAGACACUAUUUUUUAAAAAAUGGGACUGCAAAACGGCCAUAUUUGACUCUGUUUGCUGUUACUGAGGUGAAUGAUGUUUACAAUGUAUUACAUUACUAGCAAGAUAAUAUUAGAAUCAUAGAGUUGGAAGAGACCACAAGGGCCAUCCAGUCCAACCCCCUGCCAUGCAGGAACUCUCAGUCAAAGCAUCCCUGACAGAUGGCCAUCCAGACUCUGCUUAAAGACCUCCA
This is a messenger RNA of Sceloporus undulatus (fence lizard), 2091 nucleotides long. It is a transcript of the gene TNFRSF6B, whose product is annotated as TNF receptor superfamily member 6b. The coding region runs from base 520 to 1446 and encodes 308 amino acids. The record is from RefSeq and is a predicted model, not a curated record. Lineage: Eukaryota; Metazoa; Chordata; Lepidosauria; Squamata; Phrynosomatidae. The transcript has 5 exons. Gene Ontology annotation, molecular function: protein binding.